Messenger RNA from Aspergillus calidoustus, 1221 nucleotides. The record is from the annotation of a GenBank genome assembly. NCBI's taxonomy places the organism in Eukaryota, Fungi, Ascomycota, Eurotiomycetes, Eurotiales, Aspergillaceae.
AUGACGUUCAAUCCUUCACCAUGGGCCUCCGUAAAGUGGACAGAGGCGGAGGAAAAUAGACUUUGGAGCCUGAGAGCCAUUUACGGGAACUGUACCUGGGGUGAGUUUGCGAAGUUAGGAUUCUUUCCCGGCCGGUCGACUGGAGCUAUCAGCCGCAAGUAUUAUGCGUUGCGUGACGAGAGCAGCGAGGCUCGUACUAGACAACCGGCGAGCAUAUUAUCUCGCACAACAUUGUGCGGUAGAGCUUCCGCAAAACGAUUCAUGGAACCCAACCUCGUGAUACCAGAUCCUCGCCCACAAAAGCGACCGACUCUACGUGAUGAAAAUGGCCAGUAUCCAGCAAUCCAUACUGAUCGCCCCCGUGAGAUCACAGCGACUUCGGUAAAUCGUUCUGCCUCUUCCCGUAACACCAUGUUCCCAACCAGAACGGAAACUGCGUACCCUGUCGAGAACGGCAAUAUGACUGAUCCUGAGGCGAGCGAUGACCCUGGAGAUAUCGAGUUUGAUGGGAGCACACGACGGCUGCAUCGCGGACGUCGAUCUCAAGGGACCAACGGCAGUCCUUCGCGCAGAUCCCAGAUCACAGCGAGCCCCAGCCAAUCCCCAAGCACCCGCCCGCCCCCGAUCUCUCAUCCAGCACGUUGGUGUUGGGAAUCGAGUUCCCCUUCUCCAAGACAUCGGCAACGGCAUCCAUCACCAGCCAUGAAGGUUCAGGAAGUUGAUGAUUUCGAAAGCUCAGGCAACGCAAAUUCUGAGACUGUUCACACACCGGAGAAUGCCCAUACUAUUUCCCAGGUACUAGACCGCUUUCUCGAGAUUGACUCGAGUGAUGGUCGCGCUUGCCUUCCCCCAGACCCUGCCGUUCAUGCUCAGCCUGCCAGAAUCAGUUUUCAACUACCAGCCUCCAGUGCAAACUCAUCAGGACCAAAGCGCGUCAUGACUUCAAUUCCAGUUUACCGAAAUUCACUUGAGGAACUGACGAGUGCAUCAAACCCAAAUCCUGUCAAGCCCUCACACACCCCAGCAUUUACGACGCCGAAUCCAAGCCCACCAGAAACCACUGCAGAGAAACUGAACAAAGAGCCGAGAACAGUGGCGAACAUAGAACAACCUACCUCUCGAAGGCCUGCAGGAAAUACCCGCUGCCUUAUUGAUGCCGCCGAAAAGGUAGUUCAAUGUGCCAGAUUCCUCGACCAUGACAAUGAGUCGCGCACCCGGUGA